Molecule: messenger RNA, 3505 nt
Organism: Delphinapterus leucas (beluga whale)
Lineage: Eukaryota; Metazoa; Chordata; Mammalia; Artiodactyla; Monodontidae
Gene: TPRA1
Product: transmembrane protein adipocyte associated 1
Biological process (GO): G protein-coupled receptor signaling pathway
Cellular component (GO): plasma membrane
Molecular function (GO): G protein-coupled receptor activity
Source: RefSeq, a predicted model, not a curated record
AAUGUGCACAUUCCCUGGAGUUGUGGAGGGGUGGAGUCAGCAGUACCUAAACCCUGUGGAUGGGGACUGGGGUGCUGAGGUGCCCCCACGGGAAAAUGGGGUGCUGGACAGGCAAGGCCAAGAGAAGCCCUCUGACCGCCCCCCCUCCCCACUCUAUCCGGCCCUCCUGUUUCUGUCCCCAUUCAUCCCCACGGGCUUCUCUGCCGUGUGGGGUCCCUGCAGGACGUCAGGCAGCCCUGGACCCCGACCCUGUGUCGCAUGGGCACCCUGCGCCCUGCUCAGGUGCCCCGCGCUGCGCCACACCACCCCCACUCCGAAACCUCUGGCUUACAGCAGCCAAGGCUCAGCUUCUGGCGCUGGCAAGGGGCCCCUGUCCUGAACGCAGGACAUCAAGGAGGGUCCUGCAACGGCGGGGCACCUUGUUAGCGAGGCAGAGGGGCAGUGUCAUGGGGACACUGGGCUGGGCACCCCGAGGCUCGGGCCAGAGCCCUGGCCUCAGCCUGCCCUGCCGUCUUCCCUCACCCCAACGUGCGUCUGUCUGCGGGUCUUGCUGGCCAGCCCUCCCAAAGGGGUCCCAGAUCCCUCCACUCCACCCCCGCUGCCCCCGCCGGUUCGGCCACUGUCCUCGCCGGCCUGGCCGGGCACUCCUCGGUCUCCCUGCCCCUCCACGGCAGCCUCUCCACGUGGGAGCGGGGCCGCGUCGCCCGCCUUCCUACACCCUCCUGUUGCAUUUAAAGUGAGCUCACCAUGCCGGUGGUCCCGGCUGACCUGGCCCCUACCCUUUCUCCUCUCUCUUCCAGCCUGCUCUUUGCCCUUUGAACAGGCCAAGCCUGUGUUUUCUUCUUAGCACUUAUCUCUAGGAGAGGUUUGCUUUUGAAGUAUGGUAUUCGUGCUGGCUGUCGGCCUCCCCUCCGAGAAUGAGGGCCCCAAGAGGGUAUUUGCGUCCUGGCACCUGGACCUGCCGGCUCAUAGCAGGUGCUCGGCCACGUCAGCACCGGUGGAAGGGUGCAGAGCGCGGGAACAGGGAGGAAACCAGCUUCUUUCCUUGGACCUACCGUGUCAGGCACACGUUCUCCCCUGCAGUACCUCCCGUCCUUGGUGUAUCCUCAGGCUGCCAGUGGGGACGCCAUCCCAGAGCCGCUGGGUGGCCUGUGGGAGAGAAGGAUGGGGAUUCUGAGCCCUACGUCUCGGCCCUCCCGCUUCGGAAUCUCCCCACUUUCGGCAGAGCAGCUCGUUCCACAGCUUGGCCCGCGGGGUGCUGCCCUGCAGCCUGCUGUCCAGGGACGUGAGCGCAGCACGAGCACGGGAUCCUGUUGCUUCCCUGCAAACCCUGCAGGAGGCGUCCUGGGCUGCUCCCUGCUGAACGGGAGACCUGCGCUCUCAGCAUAAACGAUUCAUCUUUUCCAUUUUUUUAAAUCUACUGACGCGUAACCCAUACGGAAAAUCGCUUGGAUCACAGGUGCGUGGCUCCAUGAACCGCGACACUGGAGCACGCCAGCGUGCCCGCCACCGGGUCGUGUCUCCAGGGCUGGCCCCGCGCCCUCGACCCUCCACAGGGCGCCCCUCCUGGUGCCCGUGUAGGGGCAGGCCGCGUGCGCACAGCUGGCCGGGCUCUGCUCAGUGCCCGGCUGCCAGGCCCUCCGUGUCACCGCAGGACAGGAGUCACUCUCAUUUCUGGCCGGCGUUCCACCGGUCAUGCGGACCCCCUGUUGACGUGUCAGUUCUGCUGAUGGGGGCACUUGGGCUGCUCCCGCCUGGGGCUGUCGCGAAUGGCCCAGAAAUGGGGGCGCCGGGUCAGGAGCCCAGUCUGUUCAGUCAUCGUUUUAAAGGCUGGCAUCUGUCACGUCCCGCUGCCGCCCGGGCCCAUGUGCUCCCUGCGACGUGCUGCUGCCGCCGUCCAGUCCCCGACACAGAGCCGACAGCGAGGAAUGGACCCUGUCAGGGGCUGGGUUGCGACCCGGGCGGGAGGGAGCGCCACACCUGCCCCCCACCUGCUGGCCCCCACCACCCACCAGAGGCCCAGGGUUGCACAGCCCCUGCGCUGCUCACGUGGUGGCUCUCACCCCCCAGGGCCGGCGGCUGGCGGGAUGGACACCCCGGAGGAGGAGAUCUGGGCCAGCGGGGCCCCGCCCCCGGCGCCCAACAUCAGUGUGCCGCACCACUGUCUGCUGCUGCUCUACGAGGACAUCGGCACCUCUAGGGUCCGGUACUGGGACCUCUUGCUGCUCGUCCCCAACGUGCUGUUCUUCAUCUUCCUGCUCUGGAAGCUUCCGUUUGCUCGGGCCAAGAUUCGAGUCACCUCCAGCCCCAUUUUUAUCACCUUCUAUAUCCUGGUGUUCGUGGUGGCGCUGGUGGGCAUCGCCCGGGCCGUGGUGUCCAUGACGGUCAGCGCCUCAGAUGCUGCGACUGUCGCUGAUAAGAUCCUGUGGGAGAUUACCCGCUUCUUCCUGCUGGCCAUCGAGCUGAGCGUGGUCAUCCUGGGCCUCGCCUUUGGUCACCUGGAGAGCAAGUCGAGCAUCAAGCGGGUGCUGGCCAUCACCACGGUGCUGGCCCUGGCCUACUCUGUCACCCAGGGCACGCUGGAGAUCCUGUACCCGGAUGCCCACCUCUCGGCUGAGGACUUCAACAUCUACGGGCACGGGGGCCGCCAGUUCUGGCUCGUCAGCUCCUGCUUCUUCUUCCUGGUCUACUCUCUGGUGGUCGUGCUCCCCAAGACCCCGCUGAAGGAGCGCAUCUCCCUGCCCUCACGGAGGAGCUUCUACGUGUACGCGGGCAUCCUGGCGCUGCUCAACCUGCUGCAGGGGCUGGGGAGCGCGCUGCUGUGCGCAGACGUCAUCGAGGGGCUCUGCUGCGUGGACGCCACCACCUUCCUCUACUUCAGCUUCUUCGCGCCCCUCAUCUACGUGGCCUUCCUGCGGGGCUUCUUCGGCUCGGAGCCCAAGAUCCUCUUCUCCUACAAAUGCCAAGUGGACGAGACCGAGGAACCAGACAUGCACCUGCCCCAGCCCUAUGCGGUGGCCCGGCGGGAGGGUCUAGAGGCGGCGGUGGCCGCCAGCACGCAGUUCGACUCGGCCGGGGGGGUGGCCUACCUGGACGAUGUGGCUUCCAUGCCUUGCCACACGGGCAGCGUCAACAGCACGGACAGUGAGCGCUGGAAGGCCAUCAACACCUAGCCUGGCUGCCCCGGGAGGGCGGGAGGGCCUGGGGGCCUGUGGAGGGCCGGCUGGGGAGUGCGGAGCCCCCGGCAGAGGGGAACAGGGGUCAGGCCCGUGCGUGGGCGGCGGCCCCGUGCAGGCCCUGUCCCACCCUCUGUCCCCCGCUUGCCUGCGGCCAGCUCUGCUUCAGCUGGGGGCCGCCUCCCCCUCCACCUGCCCUCGCCUUGCUCGGCGACUCGGCCCCGACUCUCACGUCUCAGGGCCAGGCCUGGCUAGGCUGGCCGAGGGCAGCUCCCUGCAGCCUGGGCCCCCAGGACUGCUCUGAUCCCCCUUAGCCUCCGCCCCCCCCC